CACCGAAGCUGUAUACCAGCUUCGGUGUGCAGGGGCACCAACGACGCUUAGUUGUCCUUUACCAUCUCAACACGGACUACACGAAAGUAAAAGAUGUCGGAAACUAGAUUGUUUAUAGGGCGUAUUCCCCCUCAAGCUGUUCGUGAGGAUGUGGAGGACUUCUUUAAAGGCUAUGGCCAAAUCCUUGACUGCAAAGUUAUGAACGGUUUUGGAUUCAUUGAGCUUGAAGACGCUCGUGAUGCUCGGGAUAUAGUGAAUGAUUUUCAAGGAAAAGAGUUUAUGGGCAGUCAAAUUGUUGUAGAACCUGCUCGUGGUGAAAGAAAAAGGAGAGAAAAUUUCCGUGAACCUGCUGCUGCUAAAUACCCCCGUCCACGUCGUACUGGUUAUCGUCUAAUUGUUGAAAACUUAUCUGAAGAAGUUAGCUGGCAGGACUUAAAGGAUGUAAUGAGACAAGCUGGUGAACCAACAUUUACUGAUGCUCACCGUCAAAAUCCUGGUUCUGGUGUCGUUGAAUUCUCAACUGAAGAUGACAUGAGAAAUGCUCUUACAAAUCUAAAUGGAGAAGAAAUCAAGGGUACCGCAAUUGCUUUGCGUGAAGAUCCUAAUGCUCCCAAUGAGCCUCUCCCCGAAGGCCCAGGUUUCCGCUCUAGGUCCCCUCCUCCUCGUCGUCGUUUCCCUAUGGACAACCGCAGAGGAGGAUUUGCUCGUCGCGAUACCUAUCGCCCUGCCAGAGAUGACGAUCGUCGUUAUAUUCCCAGAGGUGGCGGUCGUGAUUUCCGUCGUGGAGGCCGCGAAGAUUAUAGAGGACGCGACGAUUUCAGACGUGGCCCCCGACGUGACGACUACCGCAGACCAAGAGCGGACGAGUACCGCCCUCGUCGUGAUGAUUCUUCUUACCGCCCUCGCCGUGAUGAUUAUCCUGCCCGUGAUGAAGAAUAUGGCCGUGAUGCUUAUGAACGUAGUCCUUCUCCCCGUCGUGAACGCAGCCGUUCACCCAGAUAUGCGGACGAUUAUAAUUCAUACCCACCUGCACCCACUUCUGAAAUGCAGCAAUCUAAUGACGCUCCAAGCUAUCCUGGAGAGUCUGCUAACUCUGUCCCUGCUGAAGCUGGUGAAGGUCAAGUUGCUGCUGAGUGGUGAAGUUAGAGAAUUGGUUUCAUUUCAAAAUCAUUUGUGAUACACUAUAGUAUUCCUACUUGUUGUUCUGAUAUCCUUAUAUUGAGCAUGAAUUUAUCUUCUCUUGUGGUUAGAACAUCGGAUGUUUCACUGGAAGUGAUCGUGGAUUAUGUCGUAAUAUUUUAUUCGUAUAGUAUUUUUAUACCAUAUCUUAUCUUUUGUAUUGGAAUAUUCAAGUCUGGUCACUCAUUUUGCUGAACGUUCUUUCUACUUCUCUACUUUACACAUUUGUUACGAUAUUAUAAGUUUUUAUUAUCUAGUGUAUGUUGCAUGCUGCGUCUCGUUUUCGUUCUUUCUAUUGAAUCGAUAAUAAAUUUUGGAAUAUAAUUAUACAUCGGGCGAGUGAAUUCUUCAUGGAGAUUAUUUAAAUUGCAAUGGGUAUUAAGAAUUUACGAUUCUAGAAUCUGUUACCAUUUGUACAUAUCACCAACUUCAUUGACUACUGCUAUUGACAUUGUUUAUAAUCUUUUUGUAACGUAGAAUAUAUUAUAUAUAUGACCGAAAGACGCACAUCUAAGACAAGAUUUAGAAUUCGUGCAGAACUUUUUUAGUGAUUUGAAUCUUAGAAUACAUCCCUUUCGGCAUCCAAUAAAGACUCACAACCAUUUUUCGAACAGCACAUACUAUAAGAUAGAUUCGAAAGCAGACUUAAUUAAUCAUCGUUUGCAAAUUAGAGCUAAUCAAUUUUUCCGAAUUAAUGAUAGCGUAUGACUCACAUCUUAAUGAAAUCGCUGCCAAAUGCAAAAAGAAAGUACGUGUGUAUACUAAUGACCAAAUAUUUGUUGGUUACAUACAUAAAAUUGAAAUGCUCGAAAAAAAAAAAAAAAAGAAGAAAGAACGAAAUAGUUGGUUAAAGACGAGGUUUUUAACGAAGCAUAUAAUAAGAAUUCGACAACACGAAAGGGAAAAUGCAAAAGAUAAAAGGAAAACAAACGAAAACAGGAGGGAGAAGAAAAAGAGUAACCACAAUGUAAAAAGAACUAAAAAUAAAUAGGCUCGAUGAUGCGAAGUGUGAGAAAUAAGGAGACGGGAAGUGAAGCAAAGGUCAAGGGAGAAGGAAAAACGUGACAAAGCUUCAAAGAUUCAACGACUGUGAACAUACUGCAGAGCCAUUAUUAUUGUAAUAAAAAUAGGAUUAAGAUAAAAGGAACAUCA
This is a messenger RNA of Schizosaccharomyces octosporus yFS286, 2331 nucleotides long. RefSeq names its product mRNA export factor Srp2. Gene Ontology annotation, cellular component: ribonucleoprotein complex; nucleus; cytoplasm. Bases 94 to 1140 code for a protein of 348 amino acids. The record is from RefSeq and is a predicted model, not a curated record. Gene Ontology annotation, molecular function: mRNA binding. Lineage: Eukaryota; Fungi; Ascomycota; Schizosaccharomycetes; Schizosaccharomycetales; Schizosaccharomycetaceae. The transcript is spliced from 6 exons.